Messenger RNA from Medioppia subpectinata, 714 nucleotides. Lineage: Eukaryota; Metazoa; Arthropoda; Arachnida; Sarcoptiformes; Oppiidae. The record is from the annotation of a GenBank genome assembly.
AAACAUCGGUCGCGCAGUCGGUCCACAAACCUCUCCAAUCAACUCAUUUCGCACUCGUAUUCCGAUGUAAUGCAGUCUUCGGGCAGAAGUGAUACCAUUCCGGCCGGUGUUCUCAUGCGACGAGUGGUUCCCGCAAACAACUCGUGUCUCUUCACGUCCGUGUAUUUCGCUCUAUCGGGCGGUGAGUUCAACGACACGAUUGGUUCGGCUCUGCGGCAGAUCAUCGCCGAUACGGUGGCCGCCGACCCCUUCGCCUACAACGAAGCCCUGUUAGGCAAACCCAACCGCGAGUACUGCACGUGGAUUCUCAACGAAGAGCAUUGGGGCGGAGCUAUUGAACUGUCCAUUCUAUCCAAGUAUUAUGGCAUCGAAAUAGUGGCCGUCGAUACACAACACGUCCGACUCAAUCGUUUUGGCGAAGACAUGGCUCACGAUAAGAGAAUUUUUCUCAUCUACGAUGGCAUUCAUUACGACCCGUUAAUGUGGGAACCGUUGGACAGCAAGAAUCCCAUUCAGACGGUGUUUCCGGUGGCCAACGAUUCGGUUCUGUCGAUGGCGCUGGAGAUCGCCAAUGAGGCCAAAGCGAGCCGUCAGUACACAGAUGUGCAGAAUUUUUCGUUGCGAUGUCUCGUGUGUAACGCCGGCCUCCGGGGCAACAGUCAGGCCCAAAGUCACGCCACAGAAACCGGACACAUGAACUUCGGCGAGAUUUGA